Molecule: messenger RNA, 13300 nt
Organism: Peromyscus californicus insignis
Lineage: Eukaryota; Metazoa; Chordata; Mammalia; Rodentia; Cricetidae
Gene: St8sia5
Product: ST8 alpha-N-acetyl-neuraminide alpha-2,8-sialyltransferase 5
Exons: 8
Coding region: 3546-4787 (413 amino acids)
Biological process (GO): N-glycan processing; oligosaccharide metabolic process
Molecular function (GO): alpha-N-acetylneuraminate alpha-2,8-sialyltransferase activity
Source: RefSeq, a predicted model, not a curated record
GGCCCUAAAAACAAAGCAAAAAGAAAGAUAAACAGGUGUGCUACAGUACUAUACUACAGAAAGAUUGCAUGAACUCCAACUCACACUAGAUACCCAUUUUGUCCUGUUGUGAAAGGACCACAUAUUUAGUAUUAUGAGGAGCACACAGAUGAGCUUCAAGUUGUGCAGCUGGAGGUCUCUUUUUUGAUGAGUUUCAAGGUCAGGGCAGCUGGAGCCCAGGACCCUCUUCGAAGCCUCUUCAUGUUGUUGGAAGAAUUCAGUCUUUUUUUGUGUGGUUGUUGGCUAUUGGCCAGCAGCCAGUCUCUGCUCCGAGAGGGCAUUUUAGUGCUUUGCCAAGAGGUCUCCUCUAUCUUCAAAGUCAUCAGUUGAGUGCUUUCUCAAAUCAAUCCCUCGAAUGAUUCAAAUCACCUCCAUAGAAGAGCCAUAGAAAGCAACUUACUGAUCUCAAACCAGCUGACUUCAGGCUGAUAACAUAUGAAAACCCUCUGCCCAGCAGCACCUGUGUUAGCAUUUGGCUGAAUGACAGGUAAAGGUGUGUGUACAAGAGGGUGUACAUACACUUACAUACACUCAUACAUAGACAAUGACAUGGAUGGAUUUCACAACUGACAGCCACAGAAGCCAGAUAUAAAAACAAUAUUCCAUUUACAGAAACUGCAUGAACAGGAAAUACAUUAAUUUGGCAUUAGGAGUCAGAGCUGGCUCUGUGUGACCUGAUGCCUAGAGUUUGAUCCUUGGAACACCUGAGUGCACAGUAGCCAUAAUGGAGCUUGAGGAGAUCCUGGUGGUAGGACUUCUCUGGUUUGUAGUCUGGUUACAUCACUGUGCUCAGCUUAUGAAAAUUCAGUGAGCUAUACAUUGAUGGUUCAUGCUGUUUUGAUAAAUGUAUUAUACUUCAAUGAAAAGGUUCUUGGGAAUCACUUGGAUUCAUUACUGUAAAAUGGAUUUGUUUUGUUUCUCCAGGGAAGUUUGCAUGCAAAAGCAAUUCUCAGAAUGGGGAGGGAGGAUGAGAAAGGAAACAAGGUGCCAGGGCUACAGGGAGGGCUAGCCACCCUAUUUUGUAUGUUCAACCUCCAUAUGGUUGAACAGUGACAGAUCUGAAAACUGAACUAGUUUCCCAGAACUAAAGUAACCCGACUCUCUGAAUGUUUGUCCAUCCUGCCCUAUUGGUCCCAGUAAUGUGCCGAAGAGAUGCUUAUCUGUCGCCUAGCAUUCUUUAAUGCAUCGCUCCCUGGUUACACAUGCAGAGGACCAGCCAUGUGCCAAAAAUGUUAACUUUUUAAUCCUUCUUUCCCUUCCCUCCUCUGCUCUCUAACUACACCAGUUUAGAAGCAGACAGUGGACUCUGGUUUCUAGACUAGAGAUCCCCUCCAUAGCUGAAUAGGAAGCUUAUAUUGUCAUCAAGUGACCCAUUCUGUGUCUGUCCUCUCUAACCUUUCAUGAGGAUGACAUAAAGUAACCAGCUGGACUGUCGGUAGUAACGAGGAGGAAAUCCCUGCUCUGUCAGCUUGGAACUUGGGUGUGGAGGACCCAGUGGGAAGUGGUAUGCAGGGACCCCUGUUAAAAAGUUUGGAGACAGCUGAGCAUACUAUGGUGGCACACACCUUAACCCCAGCAUUGAAAAUGAUCACAAGUUGGAGGCUAGCCUGGGCUACAGAACAAAAGCCUGUGAAAAGAGAAAGCAAGAAUUGAAGAAAGCAGGAGAGAAGCACUAAGUCAGUGCUGUUGUUGGGGUACACUGAUAGGCCCCCAUUUCCAGCAUGCACAGGAAAUCUGAAGUUCAAGGAUUCCUUGCUAGGCAAACCCCGCUAGGUAACUUGCACUUGGCCCAUUCAACUGUAGACCGUGAUAGAAGAUAGAAGGCGAAAAUUCAUUCGCAUAUGUGAGAGCGAUUAUAGGUUGAGGUGUAAAACAUCAACGGAUUGGAUGCUAAUCAGACAAGGAUGAGCCCUCCAGAUUUCUAGAUUAUCCCACUAAUUGGCUAAAAAGCCUAUGGCAGAUAGGUGCAGAGGACAGAAAAUUACACACAUUCUUUAAAGAUAAUACUCAGUAUUUCAGUCCUGUGAAUGAACACAAAUUGCAAUUAUUGCUGGCUCCCUAAUCAUAGAAGCUUAGUAUGCAUUCCUUGGUCUUUCUGGUCAAAAAGGAAAUUGCUAAAUGCACAGGCUGAAGGAGUUGGAGUCUAGGUAUUUCUCCCCAAAAUUCUUUUUCUUGCUGCGAUUUGAGUUUUUGUCAAAUUUCGAACGCAAAGCAGGAACCUCAGGAGUGUUUAGAAGGUCCUGGGAAGGGCGCCCUAGCAUACAGAACGAGUUGAGUAGUGGAUGCUCACAGCACGUGACUGACUCCCAAGCCUAUGCCGUGUUGGGAUGGAAGGGCUGUCGCGAGCCUGGAACCCGUUAGGGGUGGUAUUCUUCGGGGGUAAGGAUUUCUGUGAUACCACCGCUUUCCCGUUGCAUCUUUGGAAUAAUUUUCCCCAGCUUACCCUGAAGCACGGAGUGCUCACUGUUGGACCUAGUGACUUCUUAAAGCUUUGGGGAACCGUAGUACCCGAAGGUGACCGGCUGCUGACCUCCGGUCUAUGAAUAGUUCCAAGGAUGAGACAAAGUCCCAGUGUCUGGGUGACAACAGGGUUAUUGACGAAAGGCCGCGAGCUGCAGAUGGUGAGAGGGUAGAGGCCCCUGGCGGGCGGGGCGCGGGGCGGCCGGUAGACCCCGACUUUCUGCUCAGCAGGAGUCGGGAGUCGAGGCCCUAGGGACAGCCUCUCAGGCAAUUAGCAUGCAGGGGCAGCGCGCGCCGUCCUUGAAGGGCUGCCCAGCUGACCUUGCUCCGCUUUCACCGCGGAUUCUCCAACAGCGCGCGCGGCCGCGGCCGCCGCGGUGACUCAGUGCCCUACGCGCCGCAUGCAAAUGCUCGUCUCCCGACGAGGCUGGCUCUGCAGUCUGCUCUUGUCCCCGCGCUCCUCCGAACCCCACGAUUCCAGCCCGGCCCUUUCCGCCGCUCCCUUCCCCCUCCCCACAGCCCCGCGUCCUCAGGUUGCUUCGCCCACCUCGCCUCCGCAGCACCGAAGGGCAACCUUCGCACUCCCUGGCUGCGGGCGCGGGGAUCAGAUGCGCUGUCCCCGGGCCGGCCCCAAGCGUCCGGCGCCCCGGAUCCCGAGCCAGCACGGAGGGGGCGGUGCGCCGCGCAGAGUCUCAGCCCCGCCUGGCCGGCCCUGCUCCUUAUUGGUCGUCACCUCGGCGGGAGGGCGACCCGGCUCGCGCACCUGCCGUCGCCCCUCCACGGGCAGAUCGGCGGCUGCGGGACACCGGCGCCCAGAGACAGCAGCACGCGAGGGCAGGCCUGGGGCUCGGCGGAUCUCCUCGCGGCUGGCCCUGUCCUUUCGCCACCGCGGCUCCAGUUGCGCCCGCGGGAAACUUUACCCCGCGAAGUCCUCCGUCCUCCUGGCCACACCGUGACAGUUCACCUAACGCCCCCCGGGGCCCCGCACAGCGCGCGAGAUUGCCACCCCGCCCCGCACGGUGCGUCCGCAGCGCCGGGCCGCCAAGAUGCGCUACGCAGACCCCUCGGCCAACCGGGAUUUAUUGGGGAACCGAACUUUGCUCUUCAUUUUUAUCUGCGCCUUCGCCUUGGUGACCUUGCUGCAGCAGAUUCUGUAUAGCAGGAGCUACAUCAAGAGAGGCUUCCAGUUUGGUUGGCAGAGGGGCGACCAGCAGGCCAAUUGGACUGGGCUCUUUAAUGACAGCGACAGCUCAACAGAGCAGAGCAUCAGUGACUUCAGAUCCAGGUACUUUGAAUUUUACAAGGGGCCUUUAGAAUUUAACUCCACGAGAUGCCUGGAGCUGAGGCAGGAGAUCCUGGAGGUGAAGGUGCUGUCCAUGGUGAAGCAGUCUGAGCUGUUUGACAGGUGGAAGAGUCUCCAGAUAUGCAAGUGGGCAAUGGACACCUCUGAAGCCAACCUGUUCAACAGGUCCACCUUGUCCAGGUGCUGCAACGCCCCUGGCUUUCUCUUCACCACCCAGAAGAACACUCCAAUUGAGACGAAUCUCAGGUACGAGGUGGAGUCCAGUGGCUUCUAUCACAUCAAUCAGGAGAUCUUCCAAAUGUUUCCCAAGGAAAUGCCCUACUACCGAUCUCAGUUUAAGAAGUGUGCUGUGGUGGGCAACGGAGGCAUCUUGAAGAACAGCGGCUGCGGGAAGGAGAUCAACAGUGCCGACUUCGUCUUCCGGUGCAACCUGCCCCCCAUCUCAGGGCAGUAUACCACAGAUGUGGGGGAGAAGACAGAUGUAGUCACUGUGAAUCCCAGCAUCAUCAUUGACAGGUUCCACAAGCUGGAGAAGUGGCGGCGGCCCUUCUUCAGAGUGCUGCAGAUGUACAAGAAUGCCUCAGUGCUGCUGCCUGCGUUCUACAACGUUCGCAACACCCUCGUGUCCUUCCGGGUCAAGUACCUGCUGGAUGACUUCGGGUCACAGCAGCAGGUCUACUUCUUCCACCCGCAGUACCUGUCAAGCAUGUCCCGCUACUGGCUCAGCCUGGGCGUGCGCGCAAAGCGCAUCAGCACCGGCCUCAUCCUGGUCACGGCGGCCCUGGAGCUCUGUGAGGAGGUGCAUCUGUUCGGCUUCUGGGCCUUCCCCAUGAACCCCUCUGGCUUCCACAUCACGCACCACUACUACGACAACGUCAAGCCCAAGCCCGGCUUCCAUGCCAUGCCCUCUGAGAUCUUCACCUUCCUUCACCUGCAUAGCCGGGGCAUCCUCCAUGUGCACACAGGCACCUGCAAUUAUGGCUGACAGACAGGCCCAUUAUGGGCGUCUCAGCCCCCAUUCCGCUUCCCUUCGGGGUUCCCCGGCCUUGCCGUUGUUACUCCCUAAGGAUUUAGGGUUUGUGUUUGGGGCCUGGGGUGGGGGGGAGUCAGGGACAGAACCCAUGCAAAGUCAGCUCUGCCCUGAGGCUCCAUCCUGUGCCUCCAUUUACUUGCUGAGCCACUCUCCAAGGUCAGGGGCCUCACAAGCACAUUUCCACUCAGUUUCAACUUCCCAGAGAACACGAACUGUGGUGGCCGGCUUGCAGCGAAGUCAGGCCCUGCUGAGAAGAGACUAGCAGGUGAGACAUUCGCUUAGCAGGAGAGAGCACAGUCCAGGUCUCAUUCGGACAUUUGGCUGCCCAAGUUUCAUACCAAGGACUCAGCCAUGAAUCACCAUCUAGAAUCUCAGGGCGCAGAGGCUAGCCCUUCUAGGGAACUAACAGUGGCCAAGUGUCCUGGUCUACCUGGCUGAACUCAAAAGACUUCAGGGAUGUCUAAUCCAGGCCUGUGUUAGCAUCACCUAGGACUCCAGUAGCUGAGAGCCGUGCCCCCUUUAAACAGUCCUUGGCCACACACAGCCUUGGUGCCUCUAGGUUCCAGCAUUUAACCUUUGACAGGAAGGAAAUAAACCAGACCAGCCAUUUGCACUAAGAUCUCCAAGCCGAUGUUAUCGACUCAAUAAGUGCUUAGCAAUUUGCUUCCUGUUCUGUCUCCCUAUUUUCAGCUCCAUUUUAAUCAGGAGUUAUUUAUAAAGAUCUGUUCCUCUUUAUGUCCCUGAAUACUGCAGAAUCUUGUUAAACUGUGUUCCUGAAUAGGAAAUCGUCAGCUGGAAUGCUCCUUGUCACGUGAGCCUGGCGGAUGGCAGCUAGCUGGGGCUUUAACGCCAACACCCCUGCUGUUUCUAUUGUGAAGGUGGCACACACAGGUCGCAUGCCUGGUGUCUUCAGACACAGGGAUUCACCAGGCCCGGGGUUAGGGAACCCAGCUGUGCCUAGGCUGAGAGGUCCUUAUGCCAGCCACAUCUGAAAUUUCUUCCAGUUGCUUCCUCCUGUGUAUUUCCACCCAAAGUGUGGUGGUGCCCAUGGUCACUGUUGGUGGAUUGCCUUGUGGAAUUGUGGAUUGUGUGGGGAAGACUUUACCUGAAUGCCCUUCCUUUGUCUUUUUCCCUCCCCACCCUCUUCCUCUCUCCUCCUUCCUUCCUUCCCUCCCUUUAGACAUUUCUAGAAAGCCUGUUGUUGGUCUGGUCUGUGUUUGGGUUGGGGAUGACUCCCUGACAGAAGUGUCAUCUCUGUCUUCUGCAGAGGGGCAGACAGACCACAUCUGCACUUCAGCCCAGCAUGCCACUCUGAGGAGCAGCUAUGAGAAACCCCCAUGCAGGCCCUCCACCUGACCUCACUUUGUAGGUACCAGAACAGACCCAGCUGAGGAGAGAGCUGGCCCUGAGGCUUCUGGCCAACUGGAACUCUUUCCUCUUACUAUUUUCUGAGCCUGCUUCCUCUGGGCUCUGGCCUGCAGGUGGCUGGAGCUCAUUCCACACCCCGCUGUCUGGAUGCUAAGUCCCAACUGACUUUGAGGCCCUCCCAGGAGACCCCAAACCUUAGUCUGCAGGGAUGUGAGGUCAUGAAGCAGCUGCAGAAGCACAUGGGGCAGCACACAUUGGUAAACCAGGGGCCACGAUACAAGAACAGGUGUGCUUAUGGCUUUUCUGGCUAUUUCUGCCAAGGAAAGAGUUCUGAGGAUGAUCCAAGUUAACUGAGGUUUACAGCCAAAGUCCACACCUAACUGAGUCCACUUCUUAAAACUAUGGAAUGUCAGAGCUAGAAGGUUUCCAAGACCUUCUGUCUCACUUAAGACGACAGACCUAGAGUAAAAAAGAGACUUCAGUGGUCAGACUGAGUGUCUGCCAGGAACAAAGCCCAGGGAAUAGGUGUACUGCAGGUGGGCAACAGCCUGGCCAGACAUCAGGGUCUCCCUAGUUGAAGGUGCUUAGAACCUGCCCUAGCUAGAGCCCUCACAGGAGCUGGGGGUGGCACACCCAGAUCCAUCUUAUGCCCAUGCAUGAGGGGGUUAGGACAUCCUUCUGCCUUAUAGUGGUACUUUUGCCUAUGAAUUUCAAGGCAGGUUCCUCUCGUCCCUCAGAGUGUCAGUUUCCUUAUCUCUUCAAGCAGAGGCUUAGAAAGGACUUGUGGGGUCUCUACAGUGACUGCUGAGGGACAUUCGUGAUGUGUGGAUCUAAGCUAUACAUAGUAUUUACUAUUAAAUCUGCCGUGUCAUUGCGCUCUCCUGUGGUAGCCUUACACUGACCACUUUCCCUUCAUCACAGUAUCCCGUCAUCACUACAAGGCCCUUCAGGUAAACAGGCUGGAAUGGUACAGGUGAAGGGCUGAGGCUUAGUGACUCAGGCACUUAUUUGCUUAUGGCCAAGCCUCCAAGGGAGGGCUCUGCAGCACUCUUCAGACUGCACUCCAAACCUGGGGCCCAGCAGGCAGCCUCUGCUCUCUGGCGCCUCUCUCCAGCCCUGAUCUCUACUGGUGCACCGUUGCCCUGGAGGAGAACUAAGGCCAUCUCUACAUUUUAGAGCAAGGAGAGAUACCUGAAAAGGGUCCAUGUUAAGUGAUAACAUGAGUGACUUGCCCCACAGCACAUGGCCAGCUAGAGGCUCACCCAGUCUCCUGACUUUCAGACCACAUGCUUUCUGCUGUAGUCAGUGUGUGUAACAUUUAUCCCAAAGAGACCUGGACAUUGAUUCUGGGACCUCUCUGCCCCUUCCCAUCACACAAUGCAGACUACCAGUUAAAUUAGUUUAAGGACAUCAGUUCCCCAUGAACCAAGCAGCUGAUGUCUUCCUCUGUGCUGGAAUGCAUUUCCAGACUUGAAAGGUAGCAGCAACAGCAGCAGCAGCAGCAGCAGCAGCAGCAACAACAAGUAGGUGACUCAGUGCUUAGGCAGGCAGAACGGGAGGAGGCUCAAGGUCAGGCUGGCUUCUGGAACCUUCUGAUGCUGCUGCUGCUCCCGCAUCUCUGCCCAAGACUCAGAGAAGCUUGGAACAAGCCUGGAUAUCGCUGAGUCUGGGAGGUAAGCAGAGGCUGCAGAGCAUCCUGUCAACAACAGCCAUGUAUCCCCACGUGCCCCUUGUUCCCGGGGUUACGUGGUGGUUGAAGAUGCCCUUCUGGUACUUACCAUCACGUGGGUGCGCUGAUGCAGGAAGAAGCCCUUCUCAAACACUCACAGGAGCUCGCUGUGUGGAGAGCUCUCAAGACCAGGUUCCCAGUCACCAGGGAGAGGAGCAGGAGGGGAAGGAGGGAAGGACAGACAGGUCAAAUUGAAUUCUGAAGGUUAGCAGCAUAGAUAGCCAUUGCCAAAGAAGGCACUGUGCCUUCGGUCUCAGCCUGCCUGACAGUCAUGUAAUAUUGGACGAGGUUGGCUCCGGUCCUCAUGUUCUUUCCUGCUCUGUUUCCUCCUGAUAUGGCCCGGCCUCUCAACGUCUCUCUGCAGGAGGUUCUCCAUCACUCAUCCUCUGUGACUCUUCCUCAAGGCGUUCUUAAUAGCAGCACUCCUGCUGAAACCGCAUCUCCUGAGAGCCACCAAUCCUUUCCGUCCUCACCUACAGGCUAGCACUCGCCAGGAACAUCAGAAGCAUGUCCAUUGGGGCCUUCUGAGCAUCUGCCUCUGCACGGCAUCUCAGACGUCUCAGCCUGUCUGUUCUCUACUGAUGUAGGUAGAAGCGUCUGGACUCAGAGUCUCUUUCACCAUUCAGUAGAUUUGUGAUCUUGGGGAGUCCCCGAAGCCCCUAUAGGCUCUGAUUUAUCAUCUAAAAGAGACAAGAACUUCAGGUCAUUGGUGUUUCCAGGAUUAAGUGACAUGGUGUUGUGCAAUCCUUGGCACAGUACCAGCACAGAGAACCCGGGUUCUCUCUGCCCAGACAUCUUCCUUCUUCACACUCUUUUUAUUGGUUCCCAAUUCGAGCAUAAAUAUCCCCUGAGUUCAUUCCAUUCCUGUAUUUGCCUCUGCCACUGCCAUAACUCAGACUCUUUUGAGGGAUCCCCGUGUAUUCUGAGAACUGGCAUCUCAAAAUACCUUUAGUGAGGCCCAUUGCUGCUGGUUCUUAUCUGGUCACUUCUGUAAAUGAUGUCAGGUUAUGACUCCUGCUACAUCCCCUCUGUGGAGUAGGACACACACUCUCCCCACUGUGCUUCUGUGGCAACUAGCACUGACUUCCAUUAGGAUAUCCUCAGAGCACUCAGCUAAGUGUCCCCAGACCCCCAGUGGAUGGUUUGUGUUUUCUCCAGGGGAAAGCUUGGAACCAAGCUCGUCUUUGUGCCCCUGGCACUGACACAAAACUGCAGAGUAGUGUUGAGAACAUCCAUGACUGGGUGCUUAUCAUCCUGGGGGCAUGUGAUUGCAGCACUCAGGAAUCAGAGGCAGGGUGACCAGGAGUUUGAGUCUAGUCUGGGCUACACAGCGAGUCCACCUGGGUGAGGGCCUGGCCUUCUGACUCAAGCCCAUGCUUCUGCCCACUUACCCCAGUUGCCUGGAACAAACAUGGAAGAUGGUACCCAGAAGUCAUGCCUCAGCAAUGAACGCUACAGCAUCCCCUUUCUUAUAUGCAUCUUUUUUUCUCUGCAUUUGGAAAAGGCCUGAGUUGGAACCAGUUUGGUAGAACUCAGAUUUGCCUCAACUGCUCAUUCUGAUCAGACGGGACCCUAUUGCUCCCUCUGAUGGUGUUCCCAUGGUAACUUAGAAAUCCACACUCAGCCACAAAGUUCACAAAGCCCUGGAGAGCCUGAAAGCUCACUAAGGGAGAGAAUGGUUGCUAUUUCAUUGACACUCACCUCAUUUGCCCUGACUACUUCCCAGAAUGGUCCCUUGGCCCCUAGUAGCCAAGGACUGGGGUGAUGGAUGGAGAAUGAGUUUUGAGCCACAGAAAUAGAUGCUGUAAACCACAUCUCAAAGCCCAUUUUGCAGAAGGUAAGCCAUGCAUGACCUCUGCUUUAAUCUUACAUUCAGCUCUAGUGAGCAUGGGUCUGGUAUCUAAUAGAUUAAGUCUGGUAGCAGGUUCUGGGUGAAGCAAGGAGUGGCAGCUAACAGUCUGCCAGCAAAGACCAAAUCUACAAAGCUCAGAAGUUAUCAGGUGACAUGAAGCCUCCUGGUGAAGGGGCAAUUAGGUGUGUUGUAAUAAGUCCAAGGGCAAGAUAGCUCCAGGUCCCUCCAUCCCAGACAUACAGCUAGGGAGACAGGAAAACCUCCAAGCAGUGCUAGUCGACUGUCUUUAAUAAGGCAAAGAGGCAUCAUACUUCAGGUUUUUUCCAUCCCCAGAGACUCAAUAUGAAAAGAUCUAAGUAGAAAUCUUGGUGCUUAGGACAUUGUUCCUCAGGUUUCUUGAAAUUCCUGCAAGUAAAGUUUUCAUUUUUGGAGAUAAGUGAACUCCCUUGUUUAGAUUUUUUCCUCUGACUUGAUAAUUCUCUCUUGCUACUCCCCCCACCCCUUUUCAGGGAGAGAGAGAGAGAGAGAGAGAGAGAGAGAGAGAGAGAGAGAGAGAGAGAGCGCGAGCGAGCGCAGGUUCCUUUCAUAUUCAGCCUCAAAGAGACAUUGCCCCAUGCCUGUGAGUGGGGCCAGCACAUCCUCUUGCUGAUACAUCUGCUCAUGGCUUUCUUGUCAUUCAGCCAACAGUGUAUCAUCUGGAACCCAGCUUGGUGACUCUUGGCCUUUGUUGAUUUCUUUUUACCCAUCUUCUCUUUCUUGUGCAACAAACUGAACCCAGGACCUCAUGCAUGCUAGGUAAACAUUGUCCCACUAAGCCACACCCCAGAUACUGGGUUAUUUUCUGCACUUAAGCAUAUGACGGCUCUUCUCUGCAACUGAACCUUUUCACUCUCUACAUAUAUCUGCCAUCUAUUUUCUCAUUGACCCUGGCUAUACCCUGGGAAGAACCUAGGACAAAUCCCAGGUCACUGGUGAUGGAAGGUUCCUGUUGGCCACCUACACUUUCCCAAGGUAGAAGGUGCUAGAGCAGGUGGAGGUGGCCAGUGGCUUUUUUUUUUUCUCCUAUGAUGUUCUUCUACUUGCUGGGGGAAAUCCUGAUGAUCUGGUGUCUGACCCAGGCCUGGCCUUUACCCUUGCCCAGUAUCUGUGUAGAUGCUGCUUUGGUGUUCAUUCCAGUCUGAAGAGCAAGUCCGGUACACUAGAACCACCGCCUGAGUGGCUGUGCUCAGUGAGAAGAGAGGAAGCAGCUGGCCACGAGGACAGUCAUGAAGGCCACAGGCCUGAAUAAAACCGGAGAGUAGAAGGAAUGGACAUGGCUCCAGCACUGCCAGCCCUCAAGCUGUGGCCAUGCAGAGGAGGCUGUGGGUCCCAGUGGCAGCUCCCGCCAGCCUCCCCAAAGCUAGCCAUCUCGUGCUCCUGCUGGUUUCUGAGCAAGGUCACUGUCCCUGAAGUCCAAGGAGACCACAGGUUUAGGGCAAUUAAUGGGAACUUUCAGGUGCCAUUCCAGGGAUCUGGAACAAGAUGUUUUAAAAGUUGGCAGUAACUUCCUUAUCAGACUUGUAUUGAUGCCUUCGGUCCUAAAGGGGGAUGAGCUAGGUCAGAUACAGGGCUAACCUGUUGCUAUGGGUAUUGGCAGAUACUCCUUAAGUGGUGAACAUGGUUACCUAGAGCUGAGCAGGAAUCUGAUCCAAAGGAGACAGACAUAAAGGGAAGGCAGAGAUGCCAAGCUCUCACCCUGCUUUCAGUUACACACUGGGCAUCUGCAGGUCCAAGUGGAGAGGUGGUGUUUUAUCAAGGCCAUCUAAGUCCCUGCAUUAGGAGCAAACUUACAGCUCUGCCAUUCUUUAAGACAAGUCGCACCAUCAAGGUUGGGGGCUGUAUCAGAGUCAGAGCUCUCGGAACACUGGCUACCUUCAUAAAAUAAUGAAAACAAAACUUCUUUCAACACCAGUUUCUUGAGUGCAUCUCUAAUAGAACUACAUAAAGAUGUGUCUGGGAUUCACGCAAGCCAGGGUCUGCUUGCCGGGUGAGAUGUAGGUAGGAUGGCCUCCAUCCCUCAGAUUGGCUCUGGGAAUGGAUGCUUUCCCUGUGAAAGUUCCCAAGGGCUCAUAUUUUUCAUGUUCCUCUGUCUUCAGACUCCUGCUGUGGGGCUAUUUCUGUUUUAUAGGUGUUAUUAUCCAGGUGUUGAACACAGUCCUUUCCAUGGUGUCUGAUGGUCACAUCAUAUCAGGGGCUUCUGGGUAAGAGAUAACGGGGAGGAAUGAAAAUCACUUCCUCUCGGGCAGUCUCCUAUGCAGACUGUCCAGCCAUUGGCUGACUUUCCAACAUGGGCACUCCUUACCUUUCUCACCCAUCCCUUCACACUGCCCCUUCUCUAGCUCUUCAUCUCCCUAGCUCACGAUCAACAGUAGAACACGUUGCUACCAUUUCCUCUGUGCAGCUGUUUAAGCCUGGUCUUGUGCUAAGCAUGAAUCACAGACCACUUGCCAGCUUCCGCCUUCCAAGUAGGAAGACCAUUUUCUCUCUCAGACGAACUUGGUGACAUCUGUUGGCAACAGACAUUUAAGUGUUUCAUUAUGACACUUGUAAAAUGUUAAACACUCCAAGCAUUAUAGAUCAUAAGGAUGCUCUCUGAGGGUCUGAUCCAAACUCACAGGAAUGUGGGUCCCCAAUGGUGAGGUGUCAAAGGUGAGAAUGGGGAUGAGAAAUGAAGAGGACAGAUAGCUGGGGCUGGGAGGUCUUGCAUAAGCUGAUGUCUUAUGCCAAGCAAGCUUAUUAAGAAGUACAACAUCUUAUUUACUGUUGCAAGGGUAGAACGGGCCAAGGUAAACAGAGAGAUAAAUCAGAUAAUGUUGGCAAAGAGAACAUGGGGUACCUCAGACACAGCUGCCUUGGGAUUGAUAACCACAGCCCUUCAGUGAGGAAAGCUGGGUUCCCAGAAACUGAAUCUUAACUCCUUCAAGGCCCUUGCCCCAGCCUCCAGGCUAGACCUUGCCUAGUCCACUCCUGGGCAAGGACACAGAAUGAACACUCCCUUUAUCCUCUCACCAGGGCUUCUGAGAAAGCCUUGGAUCAAUCUGCCUCCUAACAAGGUCCUCCCUGAGACCUAGGCAAUGUCUUUUAAUAUACUGGAGGAAGGCAAAUAUGUUUGCUCUUCUAUAAGAAGAGGGUGUGUUAGUUACCACAACAGCCAACAGAAACAUUUUUAAAAGGGGGAGAGUCAUGUUAGCUCACAGGUUCAGAGGCGUUCAGCCCAUUCUGGCAGAGAGUGAAUUAUCAGCAUUAUGCAUUGAGGAGUAGACCAGUCCAUGGCAAUAGGCACCUGUGGUGGAACCAGGUGCUGAAUAUCAGGUCCACUUCCAGUGACAUACUUCUGACAGCUAGACCUCACUUCCUAAAGAUUCCAUGGACUACCAAAAUAGCCCUCCAGCUGAAGAAGACCAAGUGUUCAAAUGGUAAUAUAGGAUUUCUAUAAAACCUUUGAAUAAAUGAAUAUGUGAAUGCUCUAGGGGUGGA